Molecule: messenger RNA, 1127 nt
Organism: Westerdykella ornata
Lineage: Eukaryota; Fungi; Ascomycota; Dothideomycetes; Pleosporales; Sporormiaceae
Exons: 2
Coding region: 73-1086 (337 amino acids)
Source: RefSeq, a predicted model, not a curated record
CCGCCCCAAUAUUUUUCUAGUUGCAUCCAUCUUAAACCACUGUAUCCUCGAGCUUCAUUGGCGGACAAAGAGAUGCGAUUAUCUGCGUUGCAUUUUUUGGCCUUCACAAGUCUCGCAGCAGCUCAGUAUCCAUCUCGUCCUCGUGCCCCCGGAAUCGCUUUCAGACUGACACAUGACUAUGGCGUUGCUGCAAUUUACCUUGAAAAUGGGACUUCUGUUCCUGUGGCCCAAGUCUAUGGUUCACCAGGCUAUCAGGAGUUCAUGAGAAAGAACAACACCUCAGCAUCUCCCGAGGCCAGCAAGUUCUGUCAACUGAGGUCCCAAGCGAUAGAUCGUCUUCCAUCCGCGGCCACAUCGAAAAUAGACAUCUGUCGCAACGCAGAUGUCAUCCACACCAAGGCUCUAUUGUCAACUUUACAGGCAGCGACAGAAUCAUACCUCGGAACCAACAUCUGCCAUGCUGCACUCAUCCUCGACGACGUCUCAAAACACAAGGUAAAUGUGGCGCAUGAAGCUCUCGCUGCUCUCGGCCUUUAUCAAGUACUGCCCACUGUCCAAGCAUCCAAAUCCUUUGCGCUUGCACACAGGCCCAAGGACGCCCCCGCGUUUGACGAGAAGCCAUGGCCUGUUCUCGUAAUCGACUUUAGCAUCCAUUGGUUCAACAUCGGUUUGUACACCAUCGGGGAACUCGGCAUUGUGGAUCCGGUGGAAGGAUAUGUCAGAGGUCCGACGACUGACGAGGAGAACCAGCUGGACGCUCUGCGAGACACGCUGAGCCACAUUUUCGCCCACCCUCCGGCGGACAUGAGGCUCCCAGAGGAACUUCGCCACUUGAUUGUAUACGGUGAUGAUGCGAACAACGACGAAUUUCGCCGCAUACUCGCGGCGGCACUGCGCAACGUACAAUUACCCACUCAACAGACGCGCAACGUACUCAGCUCGAUUUUUGAUGGUCCAGCCUACACGGCCUACACUGCGCAUGUGCGCAUGGAUACUCCUGAAUUUGAGACGCACGCCCCGUCUGCCUUUGGCUGUAAGUGGCGUUCCAAGCUGUACUCCGAAGAUCAAACCGAGCUCUCGACAUAAAAAACCGUUCGUUAAUAAUAUACCUUGGUAAUACAUCUGCU